This is a messenger RNA of Anthostomella pinea, 2154 nucleotides long. The record is from the annotation of a GenBank genome assembly. Lineage: Eukaryota; Fungi; Ascomycota; Sordariomycetes; Xylariales; Xylariaceae.
AUGACUGAACCAACGAGUGCCGAUGGUGUGAAGGAGCUGCAUCGGGACCUUGCCCGCAAAUGGAGGACCCAUGGACCCCGACUCGAACAGAUCUGGCGGUCGUUGGGCCAGGGCCAAAGAGCGAAGGCGAUGAAGGCCGGCGCUAUGGACGGCGUUGUCCUGAAGCACUCCUUGGAUGCGUCGUUGGGUAAUGUCUGCAAGUUCAUGCCAGAAUGGAAUCUGCGCGACGUCACAGCACCGGGAUCCGACCAUCUGCUCGAGAUUCUCAAGCAUCGAGCGAUCACCACCCUCGAAGAGCAGUACCUCAGCGGUGCUAAUAGCCGCACGGGCGACCAUGAACUCAUCAUGAACAUGAUGCGUACCAGAAACCUGCAACAUGUCGAUUCCUUCCGCGACUGUUAUACCUUCUUCAUGGAGGGAGAACGAUACGGGCAGUCCUUCAAGCUCCUCAAAGAAAAGGAGCAAACAUUGGCGGCUUUCCAACCCUCUAUCGACGCCGGGCUUUGCAUUCCCCAAUCUGCUGGCGAAUUGAUCCUCACACGACAGAUUUACAUGCUGCAGUGUCUCAACAUCGUGGUGGAGGAUAUCCUGGAGGCCGGUUCUACCACCAGAAACCAAAAGCAGCCGCCCAAGAAGUCCACCGAUGCGGCAGCAGCCGCUCUUUCCAAACUCUCGAUUCAGCCCUCGCCGCCCAAGUUGGACCUCGCCGAUCUACACAACAGCGCGAAGGACCAGAAAGCAACCCUCGAAGACAACCUGAACUUGGUCUGCACAGAACCUGUGGUGCUGGCCCAUGCCGUCAAUAUCUGGUUCUUCAGUCGACCCGAGCUUGUGGCAGAUGAGAAAGGCCGCAUGCUCCCUGCGCACACCGACAAGUAUAUCAGUGCUGCAUUCUUUGAGGCCGUUCAUAGCGCAGUCAAGGGGCCUGCGAUAUGGGACUACAUGUGUCGGUUGCUGGAACUUCUCAAAAGCUCAACUGACAAGUCUCAUCGAGAGAUUAUCCUACAGGAAGUAUCCAACCUAUGUCAUCUGGAAUACAGUCGCGUACAAGCUCUGCUUAAGCGCCACGUCGCGUCGGGUACCGGAUUGAAGUGGUUCAAGCGGGUUUCUAACGUCUAUGACAAUGGCAAUGUGCGCGUCAGCAUGAAGGGCAAGCCAGAGUCUCUCAUUCGAGACAACCCACAGCUUCUUUACUUGCUACGUCUGUGUCAGCCUGAGACCAAUGCCUCAAAGGCUAUCGAUUGGAUCAAGAAGCUAGACGACCAUCAUACUGCGCACCCUAGCGACCGAGAGGACCUGCAAGAUCGAGAAGUCGAUGCUCUCUGCGACCUGGCAGUCAUUGUUGGAUUCAUACACUCCCUAUCGCCGGUCAUCUCCAUGCCCGCCUUCAAUCGCAAAAGAGGACAGUUGUUCGUCGCUAAAUCGGGAGAGCUCGAAGGCGAGCUGAAUCAGCUGAAGACCCAGGUUGACCUGGCCGAUUUCGCUGUUCCGAUUGACCACCUCCGUGAGCCGGGAAUGUCAGAGGGUGCGUUGGAGGCGAUCGACCAGUUCGUAGUCGAGAAGACCGGUACCAAGAUGGGAUUCCUUUACCAGGACCUGAUUGAGGAAUGUAUGUUGCAGCUACAGGACAGGCUGAAAGCCAAGACAGAGCAGCAAGACAAGGCAAAGGAGCAAGACAAGGCUACUGAGUUCGUACCGUUGCCAUCAGACGGCCCACAGAAACCGGAAGUACGAGUGCAGCAGAGAAGAGAGAAGGAAAAGACCCGACCCAAAUACUCGUCCGUUUACGAAAUCACCCCCUCCGCCCAGAAGUCUUCGGAGCUUGAGAGCCUCGAGACGACGCAGGCGCCACCAUCUCUCAAGGUGAAGCCGUCCACGGCAGAGGUAUUCUCCACGCUGUUCUCGAAGUCCGAGUCGCGAGGCUCUGUCAGUUGGAGCGGAUUUGUGGCCGCCAUGGCUGAUCUGGGAUUCUCGGUGCUGCCCAAGUUCGGUUCGGUCUACACCUUCUUUCCGCCUGAGGGCUCGGCCGUACAGAGACCGGUCACCUUGCACAGGCCGCACAAGUCGCGCAUUGAGGGCUACCUGCUGCUCAUCUUUGGGCGUCGUCUGCAACGGCUGUAUGGAUGGGCUAAAGAGUCGUUCCAGGCGGCCUGA